AUGGGUAUUUGGAGUUCUGAAAACCAAACAAUAAUAGUGGAAUUUGUGCUUAGAGGAUUCUCUUCUAUCCUACAGAUAAAUGUUUCCCUUUUUAUGAUAUUUUUAGUUUUCUACAUCUUGAUUAUUUCUGGGAACAUCCUCAUUGUCCUCUUAGUUUUGAUUAACCAUCCCCUCCACACCCCCAUGUACUUUUUCCUGGUAAAUUUGUCCUUUCUGGAGAUCUGGUAUACAUCCAACAUUGUUCCCAAAAUGUUACUAAUUAUCAUUGCUGAACCGAAGACCAUCUCUGUGACUGGUUGUCUGGCACAGUUCUACUUCUUUGGAUCUCUGGCUGCAACUGAGUGCCUCUUGCUUGCUGUGAUGUCCUAUGACCGCUACCUGGCCAUUUGUCAACCUCUCCACUAUCCAGUCCUCAUGACUGGCUCCUUCUGCAUCAGUCUGGCUACUGGAUCUUGGCUCUGCUGUUUCCUUCUGACAUCAAUCACUAUGGUUUUGCUGUGUAGGCUAACCUUCUGUGGACCUAAUGAAAUUGAUCACUUCUUUUGUGACUUUACCCCUCUGGUCCAUCUCUCCUGCAUGGACACCUCACUGACUGAGACCACUGCAUUUGUCACCUCAUCAAUAGUGACUUUGGUUCCAUUUCUUCUCAUCAUGGUCUCCUACUCCUGCAUUCUCACUGCUAUUUUAAGAAUUCCUUCUGCUACAGGUCGGAAAAAGGCCUUUUCCACGUGCUCAUCCCACCUCACUGUGGUCAUAGUGUUUUAUGGUACACUGAUAGUCACAUACCUUGUUCCCUCUGCCAACUCUUCCCAGCUAUUACACAAGGGGGUUUCUCUUCUGUACACCAUCCUAACACCCAUGUUCAACCCUAUCAUCUAUAGCUUAAGAAAUAGAGACAUCCAUGAAGCUCUGAAGAAAUGCUUGUGUAAGAAGCCAGGUUUCCUUAAAUGA
Cavia porcellus (domestic guinea pig) is the source of this 951-nucleotide messenger RNA. Its product is annotated as olfactory receptor 11A1. Gene Ontology annotation, biological process: G protein-coupled receptor signaling pathway. Gene Ontology annotation, cellular component: membrane. The record is from RefSeq and is a predicted model, not a curated record. Gene Ontology annotation, molecular function: G protein-coupled receptor activity; olfactory receptor activity. Lineage: Eukaryota; Metazoa; Chordata; Mammalia; Rodentia; Caviidae. The transcript has 2 exons. Bases 1 to 951 code for a protein of 316 amino acids.